This is a messenger RNA of Porites lobata, 12169 nucleotides long. Lineage: Eukaryota; Metazoa; Cnidaria; Anthozoa; Scleractinia; Poritidae. The record is from the annotation of a GenBank genome assembly.
AUGGCGAUGCUGAGUCAGGCAAUUAGUAGAUACCAAAACCUGUGAAUCGUAUGAACAAACUUAAAGUUAGGAAUGGCACAAUAUAGAGUUCAAAAUAUGUCUAUCCUUUGAGGCAUGAUAUCAAUUACAAUAUAGGCUCAAACAAAAUUAGAGACGUGACGAUAUAUGCUUCAGCUUAAAUAUAUCUCUUGUCCGUGGAAGUUGAUCAAUAUUUUGCUUGUUUUUUCAGUUGCGCUGGCAGCAGCGUUUGUUAUUAAGAGAACUGACGUGGUUGCAAUAGCCAGUUUGCUUUCCGUAGAUGCUGACUGAGUACGUGCCUAAACUUGAUGAUGAAGUGCCUUGUGGUGUUUCUGUAUUUCGGAGCUUUCCUCCCGUGUUUUUAUCUGGAAUGCAAAGGUGAGCACACGCGAUCUUGAUCUGAAUUUACUAAUCUGAGUGCGGUGAAAAAUUCUGAACAUUUUGUUUCAACCAUGACUGAGCGUUUCCUCAAACUUCAUCAAGGGUGACGCUAGGAUUUUGUUCUGUGAUACCUGAUUUUAAAUCAUUUCAUCAACAAACAAAAAAAAAGAAAAACAGAAAACAGAGGGAAAGUUUCCUUUUCUUUUUGACAAUAUUUUCUCUACAUACUCAUCGUGGUGGCAGUUUUCUUACACAAACAGUUCAAAACGUGAAUAGUGCAGAUCGACAUGUAUAAACUUGCUAAAUGACGUGCAUUUGGCUGUUUGGAAUUUUUUAAGUACAGUGUAUGAACAGAUUCAUUUUCCGUAUUAUUUUUUCUUUAAUACACCCGUAAUUGUCUGUCACUGAAUGCAGAUAGCAUUGACUCUGCAAGGCUGUGCUGUUAUAGUAUUAUUUGGUGGCUCCUUGUUGCCUACUUUUUUGGGUGACAAAAAAUUAUUGAUCAAUAUUUAACAGUUAAUAAAUGAGGCUGAGUAUCUUAUGAAGAAUUAUGGAGAUCGGCCGAGGUGGAUAACACCCUCCGAGAGUCAUUCAAAAUAAUUCCUAGUUUAAUCCAUUGAUGCAUCGAUGUUCAGUUCAUCUUCGAUAGUGUACGUUUAGGUUUGUCCAGCUCCACAAAUACUCUCCAAAUAGCAGAUGUUAAACUCCGAGUUGUCUUCUUGCUGUUUUUGCUAUGUUUUUAACUAUUACUUCGCCUAGUUCCAGAUGUAGUUCUUACUCUUGAAAUGAGUAAAUCGUCGGCCAUUUUUGUUUUCACAACCAAAACAACUUAACCUCGUCCCAAGGUCUUAUUGGUUAACGGUUCAUUUACCUGUAGAAGGCUGCAUUUUUGACGUCAUUUCCUCAUUAAACACAAAAUUCGUCCAAAUUUGGUCAUCAGUAACUGGGUAUGGGGAAUUAAACUUGUGCUUUUAGCCAAUCAGAAUCGGGGAAAUAAUUAUUUUGAAUAAUUUUUUUUACACAUAUUUCUUUAGUACUUGACUCUCUAGAUUCUCCUCAGACCUGUUCUGUACUUAUUUUUCCUAGAGUACUUUUUAACAGCCUUGUAAAUCAUUAGUUGUUAUUAAUUGCACAACUUUGGUCAUUCAAUUAUUUAUCAGCAUUUAAGUAUGAUGGAUUCUCACAACAUGUUCAGUACUCUGGGAGAAAAUCAGAAAACAUAUUGUUUAUUGACAAGUUUCAUCAUCACCGGUCUAAAAGAAAUGCAGAUUCAAAUGCACCAAGUUGCAAAGUGAAUAACUGCACAUAUGUUAAGGUAAGAUUUGUUAACAUGUCAUACAGUGUAUUCAUCCAUAAUUCAAUUUUUUGAAAUGGGUCAAGUAUCAGUUAAUGAAAAAUGCAGAGAUAUUGACUUAUAUUCAAGUCACUCUUACUGUCAGUGAUAUUAGCCUAACAAAAUUACUGUCUGCAUGUACUGCCUCCUAUAUUCUUAUAAGUGUUUUUUGUAUUUUAAAACCCUCACUAAUUUUAUUCAUUAUGUAGAGACCUUACAAAUGUAUGUAUUAAACCUGGCUUAUAAAAAAAAUUAAUAGAAGUAUUAACUUGAUAAAACAUAGGUAAUUUAAAACCUGGUGGAAGUUCAGCCUUUAAAUACAAACACAGGGACAAUGUAUAUGCUGCCUACAGAGCUAUGAUUUUGGGACUCCUCAAUACAGUAUGUUGAAGACAGAGUAUUAUGCACAUCUCACCAUAUCAGCAACCCUGGGGGGGUACUCCCAUACAUUACCUAUACGGGUUUGUGCCGCCCAAAGGGGUCGUGAUUUUGAAGCUCCUGGUUUAGAAUGGGGUAUCCAUUUCAGACGCGGUUUCUAGAACGGGGUAUGAUAUUUCGAACGCACGAAAGCUCUCCACUUUUGUAAGUAGCCAUUUAAAAGCAUUCAAGGACAGAUUGCUUUUAAAAUACGGUUCAGUGCGUUAAGAAGCAAACCGUUGUACUCUUGUUACACCCUAGAACGGAGUAUAAAAAAUUGGCCCAUUUCUAGAACGGGCUGUUAGUUUUAGGGCGAAUUCUAGAACGGGGUAUAAAAAAUUGGCCUAUUUCUAGAACGGGGUAUCAAUUUUAGGGGAAAUUUUUUCUAGAAUGGGGUGCCAAUUUGGAGUCCCGGGCGGCACAUACCCACCCAAAAAAUAACCAAGUGCUACCCCGGGAUCAGCAAUGAUUGAUAAUAUCUAUGUAGAACUACAAUUAUGUAUAAAGAUAUAUAUAGAAUGCAGAUACUCAUCAAAUCUUGACUUUCUCCAUUUAAUUUUAGGUAAAUCAUAAGUAUUAUGUGUCGCAUACAUACAUCAGUGGCCAAAACUUUUGGCGGAAUAUAGAGGAAAAUCCUAAAAGCAAAGUCCACCCUGUUCUUUCACAGACCUUCUUAAAAAAGUCGGUAAGUAUUUGAAAUGACUUUAAUUUUGACAUAAAUUUUGUAAGAUGAGAACAAAAGCAGCAUGAAGGUGCAGUUACAUGCAGUAGAUGGCUUGCUGACAACCCAAUUCCUUCAUCUGGAACCCAUUCCUCAUUCAAUACCAGAAUAAGUCUUCUUUCUUCCUUGAUUACAAAAUGUACAUGCACUAGUUGAAUGUGGAAUUGUUCUUUUCACAGACACUUAAGCUCAGCUUUAUCUUUCCAUACUAUGGUCACUACCUUGAUAGUGUGGUGCUGACAACUGGAGGUGAGUUGAUUCAAAUUAUACAUGAAUAAUUGUUUUAUUGUUUUAUUAUCAUUUUGCCAAAAAACACAAAAUAUACAUAUUAAAUUUUUAAAAAAAGAUGAGGCAAGGGAGCCCAAGGAAGCCAAUAAGGCUUGUGUAUAGGACCACCUUUUAAAAUUAUGUCAUCUAAUUAAUAAUUACAAUACUGACAUCGGCAAUUUAGCUCUAAGUACACACAAUUUGUUUGGAACAUAGAAAAUAAUCAUUAAAUAGGAUAAAAAUAGAAAAGGCUGAAUGACUGUUAGUGCAAAAAUGAGAAAAGAAAUACUGCAAGAAAAAAUGAGAAAAAAAGCGAAAGAAGCGAAACACUACACAAACAUUAGGAGAACAAAAGUAUGCUUAUACCAAGAAAAAAUGACUUAAGUUUAGAAUUAAACAAAGCAGUACUAGAGGGAUUCUGAAUUCCAGGACUAAGGGAAUUAAAUAUUUUGGGCCCUUGAAAACAAAGUGAACAUUUCCUUACAUUUGUCCUCCAGUCAGGUAAACGAUUAGAUUAGAUUAGAUUAGAUUAGAUUAGAUUAGAUCAGGGCAAACAAUGAGAUUAAUGAUUGAAGUUCUUGCACGUAAAUUACACUUGACACUUGACUGUGAAUGUUCUUACUUGAAGGUUUCCUGUACAUGGAUUUUUAUAACACAUCUCUUCUGACAGACGUGCAAUACUUAGCUCCUCUCAUGGCUUACUUCAGUCCAGAUCAUCAUCCAGAUUCUAAAGUCAUCACCCUUGACGAUGGUAUCAAAUAUUUAUGUUGUGAUAAAUGUAUACUGGUACUUACUUUAGCUUUAAUCUUGUACCUGAUUGAGUAGAUUACAGAUGUACAUACUUUGGUACUUCUAUACUUGUAUCUCAAGCACUUUUAUUGAGUGCUAGUAAAAAGCAUCAGCUACUUUGCUCAGAGAAGUUGAGUUCUUUUUAAUAAAUAGAAGGUAACUGAGAAAUUCUUUCAAACAUUACUUAUAUUAGUUGCAGUCGGUUGCCAAGAUUACUCUAUACAAACCAGCUGCUUGGUGGAGAAUAUUAUUAAUAGAAUGUACCUGAGGUUGGAAAAAUGAUGUCUCUAACUGUAAUUGGAUCCCCAGUGUUAAGAAUUUCAGCAUAAACAAGUUAGCUACAUAAGUUAUGUUUUUUUAAACAUCUGUAUGUACUUUUUAUUUGCUCAAAAUUCCCAACAAAAUUCCUUCUUUUGUUGUUUUAGGUUUACAGCUGACAGUACAGUGGUCAAAAGUUUAUCUUCGUAACAGAACUCAUGGUAGUAUUAAGCAUGAAACAUUACCUAAUAAUUUUUUGAUAAUAAUUAUCAUACAGUGCUUUCAGUUAGGAAUUCAGACAUUUCCCAUAAGUGAUCUGAUUAAUCUUAGUGUGCAUACGGGUGAGAUAUUCUCAUUAUACCAUGAGAUAAAUUUUGAUAAUUUGAUUAAAUGACACUAAGAAGCCUCUAUAUGCCGGGUAUUUAUUUCAGUGAUAAUGAUCACUCUUCAGGGGCGGAUCCAGGAUUUUUUUUAGGAGGGGGUGCACUCUUCUCCACAUAGUUUUUUUUUUGGAAGAAUACCAGUUGUAGAAAACCGCAGGUCAUCUCGGGGGUGCGCACCCCCUGCACCCUGCCCCAAGAUCCGCCCCUGCUCUUGAUGUAAAGAUCUUAGGGUUUAAAACAACAAUCAAGAAGUGAUUGCAUAAUGCUAUUCUUUGGUCAAGGUUCAGUGGCAUAGCCAAGGGAGGGACACUUCCAGGGGUUCCAGAACCCCCCUUGGGUUACAGCAUGGGCUAUAAUUUCAAGAGGAACGAGAUUUUAGCUGUUAAAGAAAAUGAUAAAAAAAUCAAUUGAAAAAAGCAUCAAAUUCUACUUCGAGGGUUACAUAUGAAUACUAUGAGGAUGAUCAUACAUUGUACGAGGCCCCAGUGUGUAUACAAGCCUGCAAAGUGGGAUUCAGCACCUUGUUGGUCUCGGUCGUUUGCAUGAUCGAUGCAUGUUGUAAUGGUUUGACUAUGAGAGGGUUUAAUACAAACUCGUGUAGAGGCAUAAAGUGAGAAGGUAGAAUGAAAUCAGCAUUGAUGUUUGCAAACCACUGUGAGGAAAUUGUCUGAAACUGGCACACUUAACACUAACAGCACAGCGAACUGCCUAAAACAUACAGUAUUCAAUUAUGAGUUCAUCGCAAGAUGCAGUGCCUUUUUCUUACAUAAAAGCUACUCAGUAUCAGGCUCUGAAAGCGAGACAGAAAUGUCUGUUAGACUACCAUCACCCCUAAUUUUCAUGUGGCAGCUUUUCUGUUGGCAGCACAAGUGGCUCAAUGCAGAAAAAAACCUUUCUAGUAGUGCAGUUGAAAGCUUGGCCAUGAAUUCUUUUCAAGCUGCAUAUUUCAAGUACGUUACAAAUUAGAUCAGCAGAACUUGAGCGAUGGCUCUGCACAUUGCGCAGACUUAAAAAGUAGUCGGCAGCAACCAUGACUAAAGAGCAAGAGUCUGCUGCUCUUGCUCUGAUGAACAUUGGAUAAUGCAAAUUGGCCCAAGUCCACCAAUCGACACCUUUGCACGGAUCGAAGCAUCCAUGAUGUCUCGUUCUUGCUAAUAUCCUUACUGAGUAAAUGGCAAAUCACAAGACUACAGUGUGUGUUUUAAUGUAUUCAGUGAUUAUCAACAUAUAUGUUGUAGUUUAUUUUUUAUUUCAGGUAAUUUUUAUUUUUCUUUUCCUUCCAAAAAGUGUGAUGCGUAUCCAGAUUUUUUGUUCUGUUUAUUAACUCUGUUUAAUUUUUUUUUGUAUUUACUAACUCUUGUCAUCAUUGUUGUGGGUUCACUGGCUCCUAUCAGUGUUGCCAUGGAAAACAAUUCUUGAUAUGCAAGUAAAACGUUUAUUGAAAAAUUAACUGACAAAUGAAAAACACCUGAAGAAAGUGAUGUCUGCAGUCUGUACCCAUAUAGGGACUCACUCACUCUAGUCCGUGUCAUGUUGGGGGGGAAGGGGGGGAGUGUAAAAAUUGGCGAGUAAUUAUGUACAUUGUACACUUCCACUGGGGAAUAAGACUGAAGAAAAGUCUGUGAAAGUGAAUAUUUUACUGCACCCUCAAGGUUUUACAAAUACACCAAUGCAACAAGAAAAUAAUUAACACAAAUUCAUGCAAUCAAGCUUUUUAUUUAUAUCUCAGCAGUGUCUCAACAGCAUAGAGCUUGGUCCAUAAAGGAAAUAAAUUUUACUAAAGAAGCACAAAUUUCCUGUAGAUAAUUAUAUUUAUCGUUUCUUUCUUCUUUUUCUACUCUUUAAAGAUGGACACUUCACAUUUCAGUGCACUUUACAUAAGAAUGGUACAAUAUGGUUCGCAUACAAAGAGGUAAAUUAUGACUCAUCCUCCAUAGCAGUUGUCUUAGUAAAUUAGGGAAAAUUACUGUUUCCUUGCAUCAUUCUGAAGCUUAUGGAUGUCCAGAUUAAACCUGAGUUUUGUUUUUAGCGAUUAUAGAAAGGGAAAAAUAGAAGAGUAAACCUUAUAAAUAGCUGAAUGCCUAGCUCCUAUAGACAUUAGGACUUUAACUGAACCCCAGUGAGGUGAAAACAUGAACUAAGCACCCAAUUUAAAAGAUUAUUCUUAAUCUGCUAAUAAUUAGAUGAAAUUCAAUUUAUUUUCAAAAUUUCUCACAUCGUUUGAAAUAUUGACCUGUGGGAGUGUGUUAAUGACUCAUAAUGCACAAAUUUCAUGCAUACUUACAUGUAACAUAAGACUAUAAUUUUAUCUUUUCUUUCACAUAUGGACCUUCCUACUAUAAAAGACUAUUUGAAGUUUCUCAGAUUUUUUAAUGCCGUUAUUUGGCCAUAAGGCAUACAUUCUUUUGACAUUUGCUGUAGCUGUUGUUGUCAUUCUCUAGAAACAAUACAAGCCAAUUCUGCUUAACUGUUAAAGUUAACUACAGUCAACUCCCUGUUACUCAAACCCUCUCUAACUUGAACCUCCCACUAACUCGAAGCAAUUUUCAUUUCCGUUCAGAUAGUUUUCUGUAUAAUUUUACCCUCAAUACCUCAAACUUUUUUCUAUUUCCCUUGAAGGUUCCAAUUAUCCGGAGCUGACUGUAUGUUUUAUGACUGUUAUGACUGUUUCACAUUAUUGUGGGUCCAUAAUUGUCAUGGUACAUUUACUUAUCGCACAUAUUAAGUAUUUCUAUUCAUAAUAUCACGGUGGUUAGCUCGAAAGCUAGGCUCCUCUGACCACCAUACACUUCUAUCAAAGCCAUUAAUGUUUUCUUUUUUUUUCCCUCUUAUUUGUUACUUUAUUCCUUGUCGUUACUAUUAUACAGUGUAAAUGUUGUAGACAAGUAACUAAACCGAAGUGAAUUAAAAACCAUUGCAGUUUGACUAUUAUUAAAUCAGCAAAUAAACACACCUAUAUAACUGGAAACAGAUUGUGAAAGUCAAAUAGUUACGUCAACAAAUAAUUGAGGAGUGGUGAAAAUUGAUCAUUGUUUUGUUAUAGCUAAUGUAUCGGUCAAAUCGAAGCUUCAACAUCCCCCAGGUAGGGGGGAAUUUGAACAAUAAUUUUCCAAAAAGUCAAAUGCCCGGGGGUUUGCCCGGGGGGGAUGUUGAAGCUUCGAUUUGACCGAUACAUAACCAUAGUGACUAUGUUACAGAUCCCAGUUAAUGUGUCAAGCAUUCCUGCUGUACGAUACCACCCUGUGAGAGUAGGCAUAUCCGAUGCAUAUGUAAGAUAUUACCGACAUUUAGGGAGGCCUGGAAUCAUCUACCGAGUCUUUCAUAUAUACAGUCAAGUGAAUAUUACCAAGAACAGUGUUGUCAAUGGAUCAGCAGUGGUGUUCUACCCUCAAACAAGUUUGUUCUUUUUAAAAGUUUUAUUACUGUAAUCUAAUAAUUUUUAGCUGUUAAUGACCGAGCGGGAGGUCUUUAUGGGAGAAUCUUGACGGAGGUUACCAGUACAGACCGAACACCGUGAGGUCUGUACCAGCGACCGAGGUCAAGAUUCUCCCAUACAGACCGACCUAGCUCGUUAAGAAGAUGUUUAUUAUAUGGCCAAACAAGAAAGCAAAGGAACAAAAACAUAAAUAAUUUUAUUUGCUUCCCUGCGCGGGCUCAAGCAUUUAGCUGGCUUUCUUCUGUCACUGGUCUCCAGUCCAAACGGAACAAAAAUAGCUGUUUAAAGUCCAGCUUUGUACAAACUUUGUACAAACAAGACAAUCUUUCAUAUUCUUUGUUUGUAACUUUUUGAGGAGAACUGUUACAACAAGAUCGGUUUAGAUGCCGGUCUGGAUGGGAGAAACUAAACCGCGGUCAAGAUCGAAUUCUUGAGUUUGUUUCUUUCCAGUCCUUUUGAGACAUGCCCAUAUAAUAAUAAGUGAUACAGUGCAGUCCUAAUUUGUUUAUGCAAGAAGUAAAAUAUAAUUUGCAAGCCAUUUCCUGACCAAUAUACUGAUUAUAUCUAAAGCUUUCCUGGCAACCCAGUCUUGUGAGCUUUAAUUUUGAUAAAAAAUUUGGUUUUCAGACUGUGUGAGUAACCUGCAGCUUAACCUUGGGUUCCAUGCUGUGUGGGUAAACUGUGACUGACGUAAUUGUUUUCAUUAUACUGUACUUUCCUUUCAGGCUGUGUUAAUGCCACCUCAUGUACAGAGUGUAUGAAGCGGAAGCAAACAACAGAAUUUGACUGUCAGUGGUGCCCGCAGACUAAAAGGUAGAAAUUGUCUUUGGAAAGCUAAAAUUGUUAAUUCAGAGCCGACUAAAAAGAUGUUUCACCUGAAGAGAAUACAGUCCCAGAGAUUGACAGUGCAGACCAUUUUUGUUUUUUAUCGUGCAUGGAUGUGUCACUUCUCAAACCUAUAGAAGAGUAAAGAAAUGGAUAGCAAGUAUUUACUGGCAGCAGCAGGCAUGUGCUGCAAGAGCAUGACUGUCACGUAAACUUGGGUCAUGGCCAUGUAUCCCUUGGAAAACUGCUUUUUGGCGGGAAACUGGCCCGGUUCAGAGGCUGUACUUAACAUCAGCCGAAUCAACGCCGGCGGUCCACAGCUCUUUUAGUUGAAUCCUAUUUGGCUGAUCAUAUGAUGCACGUCGUCUGAACCAGGACUAAGAUCACGUGGUCCAUAGUACCAUUCACUAUUUCCUUUUGAUAUAACAAACAUGAUCUAAGACUUCUAAACAGUCUGUCAGUCAAACUAAUUUCUAUUGGUGGUUUAAGUUGACAUUGUUAAUUACAAUGGUCACUGUUAAGCUUUAAUAACCCUAAGUCCAAUGUAGAUGCAGGCCACGUUCUUACAAUAAUCUUGCAAUAUUUUGAAGGUGCUCUGAUAAAACAGAUCGUAAUCGUGCAGAAUGGGACCUCAGUAGGUGCAGUCAAAAUGCCGUCAAGCAGGUAUUAAUACUAGUUAAAACUUGUUACACUGCCACCAAAAUGCCGACAAACAGAUUGAGAUAUUACGACUGUUACGAGUUAAACCAUGUUAAACUGCGACCUAAAUGCUGUCAAACAGUUUUUCCUGCUACCGUCAUUUAGCUCCGUUUUCCUUGUGACAAGUUUUAUACCUCCCUCUAGAAGCUUAGCCUGUAAUAGGCGGACAUCUACACAGCCUCCCUUGUAUAUUUUUGUAUUUUGUUUGUCCAUUCUGUUUUGUGCGUUUGUAUGUCGUCUUAAUAGAGGUGUUUUCUUUAAAUUACAUGUACACGUUGGUUUUUGGUUUAUCGGAGGGACUUGUACAAAGGCGUUUGCCCUUAAAUACAGAGUGAGCCGGCACUGAAGACAGGUUUCACUAUACGUAGCGGGCCCGAAGGCCACAUGGCAAACAGCCUGUACAUACUUGCGGGACUCGAAAAACUUCCGACCGUUAGUCCGGUAAGAGUAGAUUUUCGUGCUGGGCAGGUGACUUUUAAAGCUCCACACCUUCCCAGUGGGCAAAAAUCCAGGCAGGUUAGUAGUCUACUAUGUUGGAAAUUAAGCCCCGUUGGUGGAUAGGUAAGGAUAGUUUAGGGAUAGGUAAAUCAUUGAUGUGCAUAAGUACCUAGUCUAUGACGUCACCUCGGAAAGAAGUGCCUUCCUCCAUACUAAUUAAGUGCCUAGUCACUGCCUUCGGGCAUACUAAUUUGGAUUUCCUGCAUACUGAUUAAGUGCCUUCCUCCAUAUAUGAUGAAGUGGAUAGGUUUACUAAUGAGCGUCACUCUACUACAAUAGGAACAAUAGGCUUGCCUAGACUUGCCCGGUAAGUAACUUGAUUAAAAGGAAAAUAGGAGCGAUCACCUAGCAACGCGAGAAACGGCUUCCUGUGUCUUAUUUAGCUCUGAAACUCGGAUAUAUCAACAAAACAUACACAAAGGGGAGCUGAAAACGCUUUAUUUGAAGUUUGUCUGACAAUACGGGGCUUAAUUCCCAACAUAGUAGACUACUCAGGUUAUCCUUCCGCAACUAAAUCAUUCGCUAAAACAAUCAAGACUAACAGGCCCCGGGCAACUUAGCAAAAUGCCGCCGGGAGAGCUGGCUGCUUAAAGGACGUGCUGAAAGUCAAGUUUGUUUCUUUAAUAUGGCCCUUUCCUCGAGUAUAAUUUGUGUACUGUUGUGUUCAUUUGUUUUUUGAUAUCAGCCGUCAGAUGAGAGAUGCGUGGCAGGUACGGAACAAGAAAAGCAACAGCAAAAAUCCAAGGGAGGUCUAGGAGCAAAAACACCCAAGGGAGGUGUAGGAGCUGGGGCCAUUGUUGGCAUCUGUAUUGUAUUAUUGUUGAUCAUUGGUAUGGCAGCAUGGUGUGUGUAUGCUUAUCGCAAUCCAACCACCAAAUCAGGACUCUUCCUUAUUGAUGUAAGUGCCACACGGCUGUUUGGUGUCUGGUACGUAGUCAACUUUGACCUGAACCACAGCUCUGGAUUGAGUCAGUUUUGUUUGUUCUCUUAUUUUAUCUUAGUGUGUAUUCAUUUGUUGUAAUCAUAAUCUUUCGUCUACUCUCUAAGAUAUACAUGCAGGUAUAAUUAUAUCUUGUGUUACAUAUUGCUUGUGAUAGUUACCAACAAUAGCAACUGAACAAUAUUGUGUUAUUCCAGGCUACUCGGCGUCCAAGGGAGCUGUUCCACCGCAGUGCUGAUGGAGCCAGUAAAGCAGCUCCUUCUGAUGUUAAGCCGCAGGUGCUGUGAGGGAGGGAGCGGGGACGGACAUACCUUCAGCCAAAAAUAACUUUGAUGAUAUCACGAUUAGCAACUUAAUAACGUAGCGUUCAGGGGAGUGUUUUUUUGUUGUUGUUAGAGGUCUGUACUCUUUAUUCUUCCCCUGAGCCUCAGUCUUCAUUUCUUUCAUUUAGUUCCGCUUUAUUUCUCAGGCCAAAUAAAUUAUUGUAAUCCUAGUUGCUAAGCAUGAAUUCAAAUGUUGUGUUGCGAGGGGUUCUCCUUUUCGUGACAUAAAACCUGGCAAACUAUCGCAGCUCUUCGUCGCAAAAAUAGAUCAUUGAAGAAGAAAAUGAAGUUAUCGUACUCCAAGCCUCCAUGUAUUACGUAUUUACCAUUUACAAUUUCGACUGCUACUGCAGCUUAUAGAGUGUUUUCACAUGACGUCAUGGCGGCCGUAUUGGUGUCCCAAAACAAUGAAACGGCGGCCGGUUUGGUGUCCCAAACCAAUCGUCUGGGAGUUGUUCUCUUUUCGUAUGCAAACGCUUUCUAUUCCAAUAAAUUUGCAUAGAUGCUGGCCACGUCAGUGAAAACACUCUAUAGAAAUAUUAACACACCAAGGUAAAGAAUGUUUGUCUUUUUUCUUGUGAAUUGCGGGCGGAUGUGGCUUCAUUUUCCUGACUGCUGCUAGUAUUUGCUUUGCUUUUGCAGCUGUAGUAGUUGUAGAAGCCGAGGUUAAGUAUUGGAAUGGACUUCAAUUCACUAUGAAGAUCAGUAACAAAAUUUUAAAGUGCCAAAAGGUAUGACGACAUUAACAAAGUUCAGCUUUAUCACAUGUGUUUUGCUGGAUGAUGACAGCAACAGCCAGUCCUAUAGACCUAGUCUAUUUACGUUAAAAACCUUAACGUUAAAGAAGCGAAAGUACAGCUGAAAGUAAGCCUCUGCUAAGU